Messenger RNA from Misgurnus anguillicaudatus (oriental weatherfish), 4161 nucleotides. The record is from RefSeq and is a predicted model, not a curated record. NCBI's taxonomy places the organism in Eukaryota, Metazoa, Chordata, Actinopteri, Cypriniformes, Cobitidae.
AGAUCGAGGCCGAUUGACGUCAAUCGCUGUUUGUGAUUGGUCAUAACCUUUUCCGGUGAGGCAUCCAUCCAUCCAAGGACUGUGAGAAAACCAGUGUAACAGAUUUAAACAGCGUCGACUAACUCAUCGAAACGACUCGGGUCAGCAGGUCACCAUGGCGUCCAGCAGUACGAGCAGUGAAGAAGAGAGGAGCUUGCGAGAGUGUGAGCGCUAUGUGCAGAAGCACAACAUCCAGCAGCUAUUGAAGGACUGCAUUGUGCAGCUGUGCACCUCCAGGCCCGACAGGCCCAUGGCUUUCCUCAGAGACUACUUUGAGAGGCUUGAGAAGGAGGAAGCUAAACAGAUGGUUAGCCAGCAGAAGUCGAGCUCUCGUUCGGAUUCCCGCGAAGAUGAGGUCUCUCCUCCCAUGAACCCCGUGGUUAAGGGACGACGCCGCCGUGGUGCCAUCAGUGCCGAGGUCUACACUGAAGAAGAUGCAGCUUCCUAUGUUAGAAAGGUCAUUCCUAAAGACUAUAAAACUAUGGCUGCCCUUGCAAAAGCAAUUGAGAAGAAUGUGCUUUUUGCCCAUCUUGAUGACAAUGAAAGAAGUGACAUAUUUGACGCCAUGUUCUCAGUCACCUACAUUGCAGGAGAGACUGUCAUUCAACAAGGGGAUGAGGGUGACAACUUUUACGUUAUUGACCAAGGUGAAAUGGAUGUUUAUGUUAACAAUGAGUGGGUAACCAGUAUUGGAGAGGGUGGCAGUUUUGGUGAGCUGGCAUUAAUCUACGGCACUCCCAGGGCAGCCACUGUCCGAGCAAAGACCAAUGUCAAGCUUUGGGGAAUUGACAGAGACAGCUACAGGAGAAUACUCAUGGGAAGUACUCUGAGAAAAAGAAAAAUGUAUGAAGAAUUCCUUAGCAAGGUCUCGAUUUUGGAGUCUCUGGAUAAAUGGGAACGGUUGACUGUCGCUGACGCCCUUGAGACGGUCCAGUUUGAAGAUGGUCAGAAGAUUGUUGUUCAGGGUCAACCAGGGGAUGAGUUUUUCAUUAUCCUAGAGGGUUCUGCUGCAGUCUUGCAGCGACGGUCAGAGAAUGAAGAAUUUGUGGAAGUCGGAAGACUCGCACCGUCUGACUACUUUGGUGAGAUUGCCCUGCUCAUGAACCGGCCUCGUGCUGCCACCGUGGUCGCCCGUGGUCCACUGAAGUGUGUAAAACUUGACCGCCCCCGGUUCGAACGCGUGCUCGGUCCCUGUUCAGAUAUCCUGAAGAGAAACAUACAGCAGUACAACAGCUUCGUGUCUCUGUCGGUCUGAGAUGCUCCAGGCUCUUUCCUCUUCUAUUGCAGGGUCCACCGAUGCAAAUCCGCUUUAUUUUCUUACUUUUUCUUUAUGCAUUUUUCAACACCCAGGUGCCCAUUCACUUCAGUGUUCCCUCCCUGUCUGUUUUCUGAUUCGUGCUGUACCCGGUCGCGUUUGUAUCCAUCGUAGAUCUACCAUGAGGCUGAUUGUUAGAUUCGCCUGAGAAACGAGCCAAUCAAUGUGCCACAGUUGCCUGUGACGUGAACAGUUGUUGAAAUAACAAGUCCAUCAAGAUUUUUUCUGGCCUCCUAAUUUCUUAGUUUCUCUGUAACAGUGUUUAGAUUGGAAGGGUGACAGUGGCAAGAAGAAUGACAGUCGCGUAGUGUUUCUACACAGUAUAUAAUGGUGUAUCUUUAUUGAGCCAUUGAAGAGUUUCAGAUUUAGUUUUCCCUCAUUCAUUCAAGCGUUUGAAUAUAGGGAAGCCAAAGGCAAAUCCACGUGUUACUUUGUUUUCUUGAGGGUACUGAAGUUAAAUGUCACCGUGUUUAUUAUGGUGAUCAGCUUUGCUCUUAUUGUUAUAGCUGCACAUAUAUAGUGUAUGUAAAUGAUUAUAUAUUAGAAGUAAAUGACCAUAACCAUAUUUUUUUGCACAGUUUGAUAUCUAUCUCUCUCUCUCUCUAUAUAUAUAUAAGAACACUUUAUAUGCGCCUGCUAUUUUUCAUUGUGGCAUUUUAUCCCAUUGCAUUUGGGAAGCUUUUUUCAUACUCUUCUGUUCUUCCAUCGUUCUUCAUGCUACAAACACGACUUGUACUGAACUUACGUAGAGCACACCAGGAUUAGUCAAAUCUCAUUUUGAAGUUAAACUUUUCACGUUUCCUGCAUUUCGGUUGCUUUCUUCUACAAAUAUACUUUUAUUUGUGUUGUUUUUUUCACCACACAGAAAUUGUAUUUUCAUUUAUUCAUUACUGUAUUAUUUCAAAAAGAAGAUGGAUGUUGGCACAGAAAUGUUGAGGUUAAGGUUGCAAUUUAGGUUUAAGAUCGGGAGCGUUACAGAAGUGUGAUAGCUGUGGUUAAUGGAGUAUCUUUAAUACUCCGCUGUUAAAUUUAAGCGGGUGAAGCUUUGUGAUACACUGACUAUGUGAACACAACAGAAAGUUGCUACUUCAUGACCUGCUUGGUGGCCAAGAUUUUUUUUUAAAGCUUUUACUAUUUGCUUUUCUCUGUCUGUGGAAGUGUAUGUGAACUAUAACGAAAUCCCAAAUGGGCAUCUCUUUUUCUCAUACACUUUUUAAACCAAAAUUAACAUAACCACAUUCAUUUUUUCAAGUGAGCUGUGUCCUUUUUUGUUUGCAGAUUUACAUUAUUGAUUCUACCCGUAGUUAAAAGAAGGUUUAAAACAGGGACAGUAUUUACAGUUUCAUUUGAUGGUUUCUCUAUCCCGUUAGAGUCGGAAUCCAUACAAUGCUAUUAAAAAAGAUUUUUGAUACAGUAUUGCCACCACCCAAAUCAUUCAUCAGAUAUUAUUCUUUAUGUAGGGUUCUUUCAGAUGUGUUGCAGAAUUUUACUGAGUGAUAAUAUAUAUAUAUAUAGUGUUAACCAUUGCUAAAAUUAGAUUUUAAUUGUUGUCACACAGAGAUACUCCUGUAUUAUUUUAAAGUUUUUUUUCCAACACAUCUUUGAUUUAUGUAAGUUACACCAGACUCACUUUAUUGUAAGAGGUUAUGUAAAAUUGAAAUGUGCCUGUUUCUGUACAUUCAAAGGCAGUUGUCCCUCUAGUAUAUUCUCUACAUGUUUUAUCAGCUUGAAAUGGGUAUUAUAUGUAAAAAUACAAUAUUUAAUUUGAUCUUUAUAUGGUCCCUUUAACAGUAUAUUUGAUGAGUACAUUUUGUGAGAUAUAUUAGACUCAAAUCUUUAUUAAUUGAGAGUUUGCACAGAACUGUCCCAAAAUUGCUAUUGGAUUAAAUAGGUGGGCUGGCCUUUAUUAAGUGUUUUUCUUCAGAAUGAGAAUUUUGCUGUCAUGCUCAUUUGCAGAUUUCUCCCCCUAAAUGACUUUAUUAGAUUUUAAAAAUCAAUAAAAUCUCGGUGCUUUAGUUGAAAUUUUCCAGAUGUCUUCUAGCCUUUAAAACAACUGUUCCACUGUAUUUUGAAUAAUUUGUUUAUGCCUUAUAAUAUGGAUAAAUAAAUGACCAUGUCUAAAUUAUAGUGUUUAUGAGCUAAGUUUCUACUGUGACACCCUUUGUUGCCGAUAAAAUUGCAGUAGUGCACUUAUUAGUGCUCAUACGCUGUUCAUUUACUUUUUUUUAUGCAUAUUUGAAGCGCAGGAUUGUUGUUGCAUUUGUACACAACAAUAAAGGAACCAUAAAUCUUUUUCCACCAGCUUAUGUUACAUGCAUCAUUAAACUAUUUGUGGUUCUUCCUCUUGUUCAGUGAAUAAAUUAAGUGAUUCUGUACUGCUACAAAUAAAAUUUCUGCUUAUUUUAUUAUCUUAGCCCUGUAUCUUAAAGGACAUUCAACUGUACAAUGAAAAUGUAUUUGAUCUACCCCAACCACCUUUUUUGUAAUGCUUUUCAUUACCUGCUCGUGACUGCCAAUGGUGUUUUUGAGUUUACCGUAAAAUUCUGUUAUUAAAGUAUGUAUAAAUGAAUUGAUAUAUUUGGUUGUAGGCUUUGUUUUCAGGGCUUGUAGAUUUCUGUCCACUUGUUCCUCAGCUAUUCAGUUUGAAACCCUCAGCACAGAGAGUUGUAAAUGUCAGAGGACCAUUUUUCUGUUAUUCUUUUUCUAUACGGUUUGAUUUCAUUGGAUGUGCUCAAAUUAGUUGUAACUCUUUUGGUAUAGAUUGUCCCAAUGGCAGGUCAAGCAAUAAAAUGAUUAAUUCUUGAAUA